UUUGUUUCACUUUCUAGGUAGAACAAUGUCUUUUUAGUACCCAAGUAAAGCGAUGUGUCGAGCGCAGCUUUGACUGUGAAUAUCUACUGUGCUUGUAAGAGAGGAACAUCAGUGUGUGCCUAUGGUCGAAGGAAAGUAGCGUCGCGGAGAAUGAUGAAGGACGGUAGUGUGAUUGAAAUAUGCCAAGAAGAAUAAAUGGGGAAAUACCGUUGCCUGAUGGUUGGGAGAUGGGUAGAGACUACGACGGGAAAGUGUAUUACAUCGAUCAUAAUACGAAAAAGACGACAUGGCUGGACCCCCGGGACAGACUCACGAAGCCGGCCUCAUUUUCCGAUUGCAUCGGAAAUGAGCUCCCUUUAGGCUGGGAAGAAUCGUAUCAUCCUUGUGUUGGGAUUUAUUACGUGAAUCAUGUCAAACAAACGACUCAAUUGGAAGAUCCGCGGCAAGAAUGGCGGAAAGUUCAGGAGGCUAUGCUCCGAGAUUACUUGAUAACAGCUCAAGAAGACCUUGCGGCGAAGCAAGAACUCUUCCAAGUGAAACAACACAGACUGACCCUUGCUCAGGAUGAAUAUCGACACCUAAACUCAGCCCUCAAUCAACUCUCAGCAUCACACACUAGUCUUUGUUCCAGUGGAAGUAGUAGCAGUACAAGAUACAAUCCGGACCUCUUGCGUUCCGACGUUGCACUAGCUAAAACACGGGUUUCUAGGUUAAAACAAGAACUUGAAGAAAUUCAAAAUGAUGUUCAGUAUACGAAGCAUGGCGUUGAAAUGCUCUCGAGUGUCGAGCGUGACUUUUGCUCCUCUGCUCCCGACGGCACCAGCAGCAAGUCAUAUACUGUUCUUGAAGCCGAGGCGAUUCUAGAUGAGCUCAAGCAAGUUCAAAGAUCGCUGUGUGAAGGCGAGAAGGAAAAGGCAGAAUUGAUGCAGUCGUUGGCGAGGAUCAAAGAUGAUCUGAAUAGGUUAUCUGCGGGGCAAAACUCUGUUGGUAUUUCAGGAAACCAUGGUUCGCAGUGUGAUUAUUCUUCACCUGAUGCUUCGUCUCUAAGCUUUCUCAACGCUGUUGGAGGUAAUGAAAAGUUUACCACGGCAUCUCAAACUGAUCUGUCUGGAGAACUUCCGCCUGUCGGAGCUCGACUUGCAGAAUUGGCUCGCAUGAGGCUAAGAUACGACGAAUCGCGACGAGAAAUCCAAAUGCUUCAACAGAGUCUUGCCGAUUUGGAUGCGAAAAUGACUCCCGGUCAAGCAGAAUCCGACAAAGACAGAUUGAUUCUAAUUCAGCAAAAAGAGCAGCUUUUGCGGGAGUUGAAGAGCAUAGAGCGGGGUAAAGGAAUGGACCAUUGUGAUCUGCGUGCCUCAGGGAGACCGGAAACUGACAUGGAGCGGAUACGGAAACAAAUCGUGUGUCUGCAGAGAGACCUGAAUUGUGCGAUGGAAAUGUCUUCCAAAGCGAUUGCUGACAGGUUGAAACUCCAUGAAGUGAGGCAAGGUCUUCUGCAUCAGCUUGGUGCAGCCUUGCGGAGAACAGCGGCCUUGGAAACAAGACUACGAGCUGCUUCUUCUGCAUCCACAUCCACCCUUUCGGUUUCGUCCUCCUCAUCUCUGGGCUCUCUUUCCACGUCAUCGUCAUUAUCAUUUACAGAUAUUUAUGGAUUACCACAGUGCCAUCCGGAUAGCAGUCCGAACAUCGUCGAGCUCCAUCAUCGAGUGGAGCAGCUGAUGAGUGCCAAUGUCUCGAAAACCUCCAUGGUCCAGUCGAUGGAACCAGCCCCCAUCGUGAACGUGGAAGAGGCAGUUCUGCGAAUGACCAAAUCCACUUCCGGUCUCUGUCACCGAUUGAAUCUCGCGCCGAGUGCGGAAGAGCCCUCGGCGUCUCCUUCUUCGGCAGCUGUUUCUUCUGGCUGCAGCAGUGGCACCAGUGGUAACGGAGCCAGUGGCGGCAGUGGGAAUAAUAAUAAUAAUCAGCAGCCGCCGUUGAGCCCGUCCGGGUUGAGCGGGUGUCCCCAGUCCGUGUCGGCGGCUGUUAGUAACGAAAGCGUCGCCGGCGACUCGGGUGUGUACGAGGCGGCGAGUCACUCGUUGUCUCAGAGCGGUUGUGCGAGAAGCGGGAACCAAGACCCGCCGUGUAUCCCACACAUGGGCUUGGAUACUCCGCAGAUAUCUGUCAAGCUUAGGUAUGCUGUUGCUGAUGAAACAUUGUUUGUGGGUGUGGAAAAAGCGAGAAAUGUUGCUGCUCUCUCAGUUCCUACGACGCAUGAAAUUUGCAUCAAAGGAACUCUUUUGCCGGCUUCGACGGAUGGUGACGGAAGUCAGUCAACCAUGUCGACCUCGGUUGUGGGUUGGCGAGGAGGGAAGUCGCCGUCUUUUGGAGACGUGCUCCCUUUCCGCGUUUCUCUCAGCUCUCUGUAUUCCAAGACGCUUCAACUGAAUGUGUGGGCGUUGGGCAUGUCUGGAUCUGAAGAAUGUAUGGGCUGUACUCAAAUCAGUCUCGCUGACUUCUCGUUGGACUCGCCUCCCGUCGCCAAAUGGUACAACGUAUUGAGUUUCAAAUUUAUGCAACCGGAUCCUGCGCCUUUAACUUCAGAAAAUCCGGCAGCAAAAACAGCAUCGAGCGAAGAAGCUACUCAGAAGAAAAUUAGGCGCGUAGCUGCAAAAGUAGCGAGUGUGUCAUCUGCCGCUACGCAGUCUAAACAAGACGUCGAUGAAGAAGAUCAACGUCUUCAAGAUUCGGCGAAGCUCAAGGAAGAAAGCAGUGAUGAAUCGACAGUCAUUUCUUCGCAAACUUCAACGCUGACCAGAAAUGUUGGACCUGAAGCUAUGAUUGCUGCUGCGAUAAGUGUGGAUGAUUUUGAAGGAUCUGAUGAUGACGACGAAGACGAGGAUGAUUAUGAGGAGGAAGAUUCGAGUGACGAAGAAGGCAGAGAGUAUCCGGUUGAAGCGUCUGCCGAUGUGCUGGUGGCGGAAGUUUUGAGGGGCGUCGAAUACGCGGACAGGGAAACGAACACGGAGUGCACGUUUCUUCCGUGCAGGCGGCCGCCGUCUUCGGCUGAAGCUAUGGUGGCGUCCGCGCAUCGUGCCGCCAUCGUGCGACGGUCCAAGACUUUCUCUCCGUCGGCGCCGCUGUCGAAGCAGGAGUACAUUUGCCGAUUGAACAGGAGUGACAGUGACAGCUCCAUGCCGUUGUAUCGUGAUCCGAGUGUCGGUGCUUCUGGGACGAGUGCCAGGGGUUUCCAGCGCAACUCGCUGAGCAGACAGUCAAUGCGGUAUAAAUUGGCCGUAACAGCGCCUGCCGGUGUGACUGAUGUGGCGCCGACGCAUCACGGCAAAGUACAUUCUUGCCUCACUUCUUUGGACCUUGCUUUGGACAAGGCUGCGCAGUUGACGAAGUUGAAGAUCCUCCAGGACGAGAUCAAGAGGUUGAAAGAGUUGAAGGAUCGGUUGGAAGGUGCUGCAGCUGCUGCCGGCGGAGCCAAGGGAGUGAUGAAUCUUGCCUUGCCACAGUGGUUUCUGAAUAACGAUGAGCUGCAUUGCCAAAUAGAAGCGCUACAAAGGAAACAUGCUUCAAGAGAGAGGGGAGCCAAUGUUCCGAGGAGACGAAAUGAGUUGACCGACGAGGAACAAGAGGAUCGGAGGAUAAGAAAGCUGUUGAAGAAGGCCGCUAGGGAGAUUUACAGGCUUCGAAAGUCCGUCAAUGCGUCAAGGAAUCAACCGGAUCUUGUCGCUUUUCGAGAAAAGAUGGCGUUCUUCACCCGUCCGUCGCAUUCGAUGAUCCCUGUGCCUCCUCGAGAAGACUCCGACGGCGAAGAUGGCACCGACCUCAGGUCAGAGUCCUCGACACUGAAACGCGGAGAAGUGGAGAUGUUGCGUCGACCGGACGACAAGGAUGAUGAUGAUGACGAGCCGCGUGGGAUUGUCGGAGACGCCAUGGUUGUGAGGGAGGCGAGUUUGGGAAUAGGAGGUGAUCUGUUGGUGAAAGACUUGAUGAGUGAAGAAGUUGACUUGGUUGUGGUGGUUUUGUGCGGGAUGUUCAUUUUGGCGCUGAUGAAGUUGGCAGGCAACGAAAUUCGGAUGCCGGUGCCGACGGCGGUGCAAGUGCGGAAUUCCUGGACGAUGCCUUCUGGGUAUGAUCGCGUUGCUUGCCAAGACCCGCUGUCUUUUGAGUCCAUAUACACCUAUGGCUCGGCUUUUGGAGCCUCUCACCGACGUCAAUACGAAGAUGAAACGGACUCGCGUGAAAUGAACAAAUGGGAAUCCGGCUUUCGGAUAUUCGUGCUUUCGCUCCUCAUGAUUAUGCUGAUCCCGUUUUCACCCAUCGUCUUAUGGAGGUGUUUGCAUCAUUUGCCGCAAUAUGAACGAGUUUCCGUCAUUCGACUCGGGCGAUUUUCUGGGAUUAAGGGACCGGGUUACGUUUUACUUCUGCCGUGUGUGGAUUCUUGGAGGAAGAUGGAUUUGAGAAUGAAGAUUCUCGUUAUCCGCAACGUUCAGGUUGUGACGAGCGACACUGCGGUUGUUAAUCUCAACGUGGAGGUCCUGUACCGAAUUUUCGAUUCGGAGUCGAACGUUCUGAAGAUCAAUGAUCCUGAGAAAACCCUCGAGUCAUUGUGUCGAUCGACGAUCGUAAACAAAGCAGUUUCAUCCAGUCAGAAAUUAUUGGUGAAAGAUCGAAGAGCCAUUGGAGAUUCCGUGCGAGAGAAACUGAACGACGCUGUUCGCAAGUGGGGCUUUGAAGUUUCUGAAGUGACUCUACAUGAAGUAGUUGUCCUUCAGAAGGCUGUAGUCGUGGAAAAGAAUCCGUUGGAACCGCUGAAUCAAGUUUUUCAAAGCCUCGUUGGAUUGAAAAGCGAUGCGUCCCAUCAAAAUCCUUUAUUGCAGUCUCUAACAGGUCAUAUGAAGGAAGCGUUUCGAGAGACGAUGUCUGAAGGAGGAGAGGCGAGUUUCGUGAUUGACUUUUCCUCGGACGUUGAGGAUCACCACAAAAUCGAUCAACCACCGUCACGUUUGAAAAUCGCCUUGGACAAAGCGAUUUCUGCGGUGAAAACAAAGCCGGGUCCCGAACAAUGCGGAUUAUAUUGUGUGGAACCUGCUGGGAAACCAAGAGUUUUUGUCAUCUUAUCUGAACGAUGCUGGGUUGAAGAAGGGGAAUCAUGUUCAUUGAAUAUCGAGCCGGAUGUCAAGAUACAUGCGGAAGACGAAAAUGCUUUACUGGAUGUGGUGGAAGGUCGAGUUUCACCCUACGAAGCGUACUUUUCUGGCACUGUUGUCGUGACUGGCAACGUGAGGAAAUUAAUGACUUUAUCGAAUUUCCUGGAAAUCUCCGUUUGAACAAGCUGUAGGGUACACAUUUCAAGUACUGCACGGUACAUGGAAUGAUCUAGUCAUAACCAUUUUUUCAGCUUGCCCCAUUGUGAGUUGCGCACCAUUUAUGUUUGAAUGUUGGACGGAAAAAUGAAUAAGCUUUCUUGCA
Molecule: messenger RNA, 5463 nt
Organism: Notodromas monacha
Lineage: Eukaryota; Metazoa; Arthropoda; Ostracoda; Podocopida; Cyprididae
Source: the annotation of a GenBank genome assembly